AUGAAUCUUUAUUCCUCUUCGUCAUCUCUCCGCGCGAUCUCACGGGACACAUGUCGCGUCGUAGGCAAACCCGGCAAUGCAGAAGAAGCGGCUGCAGCGAACAAUGUCGCUAGAACUCUUGGAUUCAAACCCAGAAAGGCGACUCCAGACAUGAUCGAGUCUGUUCGCUCUGCAUUCCCGGAUAUACCCACGGCGAACAUUCAUUAUCAUCUCUUGCGAUCUGGGUCUGUCGAGACGACGGUGAAUACCUUGUUGGAACGAGGAUAUCUUGACGCUCCACCAGCAGCCUACUUUCGCGCGUUCCCGGCUACAACCACUGAACCUACGACAGCAACGGGUGGUGCAUCAAAGCCUUCUGCGAGUAAAUCAGAUUCAAAGCCUCAAUCUCUGAUUCAACGAUUCCAUCUCGAGUCAAAGCUGAAUGCGGAUCCCGACACGUCGGUCGCAAACUGGGAUGGUGCGGGUCCAAUUCCUGCUGCUGCAAAGGGCAAAGGACGCGCUAGUGUUGGUUCGAACACGGGUGCAAGCGUAUGGGAGGCAACGCCCGAAAAGCGUCAGGAAUCUUUGCAGAAACGCAAGGAGGCAAUGAUUCUCGCGGCACGAAAACGCAUGUUGGAAAAGGAAGCAGCAGAAAAGGCCGCGGCGUCGUAG
Serendipita indica DSM 11827 is the source of this 651-nucleotide messenger RNA. The record is from the annotation of a GenBank genome assembly. NCBI's taxonomy places the organism in Eukaryota, Fungi, Basidiomycota, Agaricomycetes, Sebacinales, Serendipitaceae.